Messenger RNA from Nematocida homosporus, 951 nucleotides. RefSeq lists its product as uncharacterized. The coding region runs from base 1 to 951 and encodes 316 amino acids. NCBI's taxonomy places the organism in Eukaryota, Fungi, Microsporidia. The transcript has a single exon. The record is from RefSeq and is a predicted model, not a curated record.
AUGCUUGAAAGUCUUUUAUUACUAAUAAGGGCCAUAAAGAAUCUAUCCAUCCAAACCCUACUACUAUCACUAUUAAUGGCCAUAAGCCAUCUACCAGUCCGGACUCUACUACCAAUACUAUUAGUGGCCACAAAGUAUCUACUCGUCCGAAUUCUGCCUAAGUCAUCAAUACUAACCCAUAAAGCACCCACUUGUCCGGAUGCUGCUACUAUCACUACCAACACCAAUAAGUUAUUUAUCCAUCCGAACUCUACUAUCACUACUAGUGUUCAUGAAGCAUCUACCCGUCCGGAUGCUGCUAUCAUCACUACCAACACUAACAAUGCAUCUACCAGUCCGGAUGCUGCUACCAUCAGUACUACCAAUAAGUCAUCUAUCCAUCCGGAUGCUGCUAUCAUCACUAAUAAAGCAUCCACUCACCCCAACUCUGCUACCAGUACUCAUAACUCAUCUACCAGUCCGGACCUUACUAGACCCACAACCAAUGAAUGCCUUUCUUUUUCCUGCACCAGACACUAUAGGAAAGAAGAACCCAAUAAGAAGGGCAGCAAAUGGACUUAUAAAUAUUUCAUUACUAAUAAGAGCCAUAAGCCAUCUACCAGUCCGGAUGCUCCUAGCUAUACUAUUAACGCAUCUAUACGUCCAGUUAGUACUAAAUCAUUACUAGUAUCCAUAAAGCAUCAAUCCAUCCAAACCCUACUACUAUCAUCAAUAAUGUCCAUAAGCCGUCUAUCCAUCCAAACUCUGCUACCAAUACUCAUAAAGAAUCUACCCGCCCGGAUGCUACUAUCAUCACUACCAGUGGCCAUAAGCCAUCUAUACGUCCGAACUCUGAUACUAUCAUUACUAUUACUGAUGCUUCUACUUUCUACCCGUCCGGACCCUACCAUUAUCACUAUUAAUGCCCAUAAGCCAUCUACCCGUCCGGAUUCCACCAAACCCAUGAACUAA